CUGCCACGUCGGUCUCCGUGCAGCACUAGUCCUGUUGCUCCUCCAGCCCGGGGCUCAACUUUUAAACCCGUUCUAGUCCCGUUCCAGUCCCUCUAACCCGGGUCAGCACCGGCCCGCAGCACCGCCGGGGCCCGAAGCGGCUGGUGGCCGGGGACAGACGAGCUGUGAGGCGGGGACAUGGACUGACUGAUGCCUCCUCGUCCAGCUCGCUCCUCCGUGUGUUCCCCAUGUUGUUGGCCUGUCUGUACAUGGUGGCUGUUUGAGGGGAAGGGGAGGAGUCCCAGCGGCUGUUGGUUGGUGGGUGGCGUUCGCGGUUGCCACGGUAACUGGCGACCAUGCCAGGAGGUCGCAGGGGCCCCAGCAGACAGCAGCUGAGUCGCUCUGCUCUGCCGUCCCUGCAGACUCUCGUUGGAGGCAACCUGGGCAAUGGUACAGGCAACAGGAACAGGAACAAUAACUCGGUGGGUCUGUCGGCCCCGCCCCUCUCGGCUCUCAUCGCUCCAGAGCCGGUCCGCCACUCCCGGAUCCCCGAGCUGCCGUUGGACAGCGGCCUGCUGUUUGAGCUCCUGCUCUUUCUGUAUCUGCUGGUGGCCUUGUUUGUCCAGUACAUCAACAUCUACAGGACAGUGUGGUGGUACCCAUACAGCCACCCCGCUGCCUCGACCUCACUUAACUUUCAUCUGAUGGACUAUCACCUGGCGACCUUCAUCACAGUCAUGUUGGCCAGGAGGCUUGUUUGGACGAUAGUUUCUGAGGUGUCUCAGAGCAGCGGCGGGUCGCUGCUGCGCUAUGUGGUUCUUAUCGCAGCUCGGCUCUGCCUGCUGACCAUGUGCGGCUGGGUGCUCUGCUGGACGCUGGUCAACCUCUGCAAGAACCACUCAGUGCUCAACCUCCUCUUCCUGGGAUACCCAUUCGGUGUGUACGUCCCGCUCUGCUGUUUCCAUCAGGAGGGAGGGAAAAGCCAAACGGUUCCGACCGACUGCGAUUACCCAGCCGAUCACCAGACGACCGAAUUAGCAGAGGCCCCGUUCUUUCGACCACGUGACUUCCUCUUCCUGUUGCGAGAGAACCUCCGAGAGCAGUUUUCCAGCUCCCCCCACAUGCCCACUCAUACCUGCCCACCAACGCAGCCGCAGACAGCCGAGUUGAUUCGAACCGAGGUGGAGGAGCUGAAGAGCGACUUCAACCGGCGAAUCAAGGAGGUGCUCUUCAACUCGCUGUUCAGCGCCUACUAUGUCGCCUUCCUGCCUCUCUGCUUCGUCAAGAGCACCCAGUACUAUGACAUGCGUUGGUCAUGUGAGCACCUGAUCAUGGUGUGGAUCAAUGCGUUUGUGAUGCUGAUGAGUCAGCUGCUGCCCCCCAGCUACUGCGACCUGCUUCACCGGUCGGCAGCCCACCUGGGCCGUUGGCAGAAACUGGAGCACGGCUCGUACAGCAACGCACCUCAGCAUGUGUGGUCAGAAAGCACUAUUUGGCCUCAGGGGGUGUUGGUACGACACAGUCGAUCUCUGUAUAAGGCAAUUGGAGCCUAUAAUGUUGCUCUGCCCUCUGAUGUUUCCCAUGCAAGGUUUUAUUUUCUGUUUCACAAGCCAUUGCGGAUCCUCAACCUGCUGAUCUGGAUCGAGUCGACUGUGGUUUUGUAUCAGUUAUACUCUCUGCUGCGCUCUGAGCGCUGGAACCACACGUUGUCUCUGGGCCUUAUUCUCUUCUGCAACUACUAUGUCCUUUUUAAACUGCUCCGAGACCGCAUCGUGCUGGGCAAAGCCUACUCCUUCCCUCUGUCCUCCAACGCUUUGGGGCUCAAAUCCCCGUAAAGGCUCCGCAGAAUGAGACCUCACCUCCGUUCUCUGGAUUUGGAGGAGAAAGACUGGAGGAGGUCUGGUACAGCGGAAGACUGGAGGGUUGUUAUAGCACUCACGCUUGGAGGUUAAGGGACAGACUGUGAACUCAUAAUUGUGUUUUGAUACGGUUCUAUUUUUAAUGCAAUGUUUAUAUAUACCUAUUUAAAAGAAUAUUUUUAUUUUGUAUACUAUUUCGAGUUACGCCGGGCAUUACCACACUGACAACAUUAGCAUGUGGUGUUAGGUGACAGGGAAGUCGGGGAAUGCCAGGAGGUGACUUUCACCAAAGAUAUUUUAAGUGCAGGUGGCCAAUGAAAGAGACAACAUGGUCUCUGACAGUCAGUCGAACCAGAUGAGUGAUUCAGAGCAGUGGAAGGAGUCGUGCCUGAGAACCUGAAUCCUGAUUGGCCUAAAUUCUCCUCCGACUUUGAGGCUCCUACAUCUUAAAUCUGGAACCAGUUGCCGUCUAUGGAAGCAGGAUGAUCUGAUCAUUUCAGCACUGCUGCAGAAAUCAAUGCUGAUCCUUUAGGCAAUGCUUUUUAAGGAAUAUUUUGGCAAUGUGGAAAAUAAGCUUCUUUGCGAUCAGGCGAGGAAUGAGAAGAUUAAUGCGACUCAUGUCUGUCCAGGAAAUAUGAAGCUGGUUCUAGCUAAGCAUGAAGAGAGAAGGGAGAGACAGCUCUGCUCUGUCCAGUGGUUCUAACCUCUUCCUUCGGGCAGCUCAUAACAUUGAAUAUCUCCUUUGUUUAACUUCAACAAAAGCAAAUGUAUAAUAACAAUGUUCAGUUGUGUUGUAGGAUGUUAUCUGCUGGGGACAUGAGCUAAGCUCGCCCUGUCCUUCAGACAUGAGCUAUUGAUUUUCUCACGGGAUUUCCUGCCAGAAAGAGAAUAAGUGAAUUUUCCAACUUUGUCGGACUAAUCUACGAGCAGGGCCUCGGUGUGGAAGUCAGAUAAAACAUUGACUGACUUCAGAUCAGUCAGUAUGUAAAUCACACCUAAGGUAAACUCGUCCUCAUUCAACUUUUUUUUGGGGGGCCUUUUUAUCAGUAUCUGCUAGUUUCACCUCAUUGGCUGUGUGGGGGGGCAGGAGCAGCACCAAGCUUUGCAAACCUUCACUCUGCCUCUCCACACCUUGACAUGCUGAAGUCUUUUUUUUUUUGCUACGGUCUAGCAUCUGACACAUUUGUGCUCUUAAAAGCCAUCCAGACAAUCUGUUUUCUUGAAUUUUGGUGCCUGAGUUAUUCAACGUUAGUGUGGGUGAGGAUCAUGUGACAUCAGGUUCAUCCCUUUGCCAACUGGAUGCAGUUAACAGAAUGAUUGUGGUUAAUAAAUGUUUCUGUUGGUUCAGUCUUUUUCCCCACAGCGAAUAUGUCGACAGCAGUGGAUGUUUAACGGUGAUGUUUCUGGAGGAGGAUGAAUUUAAAAUCAUAGUUUGUGGAUGAUUGGAGGGAAGGGACUAUGUAGUUCACCUCAUUACCAGUUCAUGUAUUCUCGGUUACCGCAGCGGUGUUACAAACAGGUUGCCUUGCAUUUUUUUGCCUCUCUCUGAGGUCGCACUCUCCUCCACUCCUUCACCUGCUCUAAUCUCCAGGCAGUAUUGUUAGUCCCAGGGCCCAUUAGCUUCCCAUUAUUCAGAAAGAAAUCAAUACAAAUUGACCUGAGGCCUUUUCGUCAGCGUGCAAAGUCCGAGUGGGAAAUCUGAGAAUCAAUAUUUUACUGUUGCAGCUGUGGAUUUCACAUUGGCUGCUUCGGCUGAGUUUCAGGUUGAGUGUCAAUGAGGUGGAGGAAGCUACUUUGGAGAUUAACCAGCGUGUCCGUCUGGAUCACAGAAAAAGAAGUGUGAAGAAUUUAGGAUUGAACCCAAAUGUCAUGCACGUGCCUGUUCUGCUUCGUCUGCAACUCGGUCCCUUCACCGGCCUGUUGGUGCUUCUACUCGGUUUUGUGUAAUUUUCCACUUGAAUGUUCCCGAUUUUGCAGCUAAAUGGUGCGGUUCACUUUCUUUGUCAUUGGUGAGCACUGUCAUCGAAAUAUCAGUUUUGUAUGGGUAUAGUUUUAUGUUAUCCUAAACUUGCCCUUAUCCCAUUACAGAUAUUAGACAUUUUGAGGUUUGUUUAAAAUUAUGCUUCUUUUUCACAUCUUACUUGAAUGUUUUUUGCCCAAAUAACACAAACUGUCUGCUAAGUUUGGUGAAUCCCAUUAGAUCACAGCUGAAGUGAGCUUUCAAAAGAUAAUUAAUUCACCACCACCGGACCCACGGUGGCGAGAAUUGUACUCGAUGGUCCUCUGGCCUUCAGGAUGUUAGGAGAUAAAUGUAAAAUUGUCGCCGACGGUUUCGAUCUGUGUUCCCUUUGCUAUAAAAAAUGUUCAAACUGA
Limanda limanda (common dab) is the source of this 4211-nucleotide messenger RNA. It is a transcript of the gene tmem39a, whose product is annotated as transmembrane protein 39A. The record is from RefSeq and is a predicted model, not a curated record. Gene Ontology annotation, biological process: negative regulation of autophagosome assembly; negative regulation of autophagosome maturation. The transcript is spliced from 9 exons. Gene Ontology annotation, cellular component: endoplasmic reticulum membrane. Bases 336 to 1814 code for a protein of 492 amino acids. NCBI's taxonomy places the organism in Eukaryota, Metazoa, Chordata, Actinopteri, Pleuronectiformes, Pleuronectidae.